AUGUUCGAGGCGCUGGCGCUCGCGGGGGUGACGCGCGAGCGCGGGCGAGGGUGGUGGCGACGGCCGGGCGAGGGCGCCGGCGCGCGCGCGACGUGCGUGCAGACGGGCGACUUGGUGGACCGAGGCGAGCGGUCGAUCGAGGCCGUGGACGAGGUCGAGCGGUUGACGCGAGAGGCGAACGCGGUCGGGGAUGAGUUCGUGAGCUUGCUGGGGAAUCACGAGCUGAUGACGCUGCAGGGGGAUCACAGGUUCGCGUCGCGGGACGAGCUGACGGCGCUCGGGCGGUCGGAGCUCGAACGCGAGGGCGUGGUGGAGGCGGAUAAGGGCGUGGGGUUGGGCGUGCGGGCGUACUUUUACGCGGGGAAGUUGAAGUGGCGUCAGACGUUCGCGAAAGGGUCGACGCGAGGGGACGUUCUGCGGGAGAAGCCGUGGGCGGCGGUGCGAGGACGCGGACGAUGCGCGACGGCGUUUUCGCACGCGGGACUGUUGCCCGAACACUUAUUCGGGAGAGACGACGUCGACGAACUCAACGCGCGCGGGGCGAAGCUUUUGGCGGUGGAUGAAGUCGGACGCGACGAUCCUUUACUGCUCGACCGCGGGCCGAUGUGGACGAGGACGAUUUCCAUGGGCGACGAGUCGGAGGCGUGCGCGCUCGCCGCAGAGGUGAUUCGUCGACUCGGCGUUCGGCGCAUGGUCGUAGGUCACACCGUGACAAAGAGCGGUAAAAUAGAAACGCGGUGCGAUGGUUUGAUUCACAUGAUCGAUGUCGGCAUGUCCAAGGCGUACGGAGGCUCGCCGAGCGUUUGGAUGUGCACGGAGAGCGAAGGGCCGAUGGCGAUUUCGCGCGACAGUCGCGUUCCACUCGAGAAUUAG
Messenger RNA from Ostreococcus lucimarinus CCE9901, 873 nucleotides. RefSeq lists its product with no specific name. The transcript has a single exon. Gene Ontology annotation, molecular function: hydrolase activity. The coding region runs from base 1 to 873 and encodes 290 amino acids. Lineage: Eukaryota; Viridiplantae; Chlorophyta; Mamiellophyceae; Mamiellales; Bathycoccaceae. The record is from RefSeq and is a predicted model, not a curated record.